Seminavis robusta is the source of this 1317-nucleotide messenger RNA. Lineage: Eukaryota; Bacillariophyta; Bacillariophyceae; Naviculales; Naviculaceae. The record is from the annotation of a GenBank genome assembly.
AUGAAGCUCCGCAGUCCGUCGCAAGCCAUUACUGUAACCCACUUCGGUGGAACGUCAGUUGAUUUCCUCGCUGAUCACAUUGUCAACAAAGUGGAUUAUCCAUCUAUCCGUGUUUGGAAUCCAUUGACAAAGUACCCCUCUCCAACCGUGGGUGCAUCUCUACGGGCUACCGUCCUCUCAAUCAAGAGAGAGACUAAGAUCUGCUUUGGGAACAAAACUGUUUUGAAGCUGGUACUUUUUGAUGGUAGCAACAACUGUUUCAAAGCUGUUACUGACACUUUGCUUUCUGAAACUCUACCUGAUGUUCAGAAAGGAUGCGUCCUUUCUAUCCCAGAGUAUAGUUGGAUCAAGCUCAAUUCUGAUUCCUCUUUCAAAUUCAUUCGCAUCAUGAUGAUUUCUUCUUUCGAGGCUGAGACUGCUCCCACCUGUGAACCCAUGCCUGUUCUGCUUCUCGACGAUCCAGACGAAAACAGAAUUGGUAGGUCUGCACAGGCAAUGUUGGCCAACACUACAUCUUUCCAUCCAGACGUUGUCAAGAGGUGCCACAGUACCGGGCAGGUGGUAUUCACCUGUGCUGAGUGUCUUUACGAUCCUAAGACCAAUGCCGGUUUUGUCUAUUGUGCUCCUGCCAAGAGGUGGCAGUUAGCUGGAGCUGCACCCGUUGCGACCAGGUUCCUCAAACCAGACUUCAAGAAGCUUUUCACUACUGGUUUGUCCGACAGUGAUGAUGACUCCACUGUCAUGUACUGCGAAUGUCAAUCCAAGUUCAACUAUACCUGCUGUGGAAGGUUCACUUUUUCUAUUACGAUGAUGGACACUGACCUUCUCUUUGACAAGAUGAUUGCGAAAGUUCCGGUUGACAAGAGGGUUGCUACUUGUUGGGAUGAACUCGACGCUCCCAAAAAGAGGUGGUGUGUCUAUCAUUGGAUUGCUCCCAACCUUUACGACCUUACUGAACGCACCGAGCUCCCUAGCUGCAUUGUCAAGUAUGUUCGAGAGAAGAUUCCCAACGAUAACGAGCAGCAAAGCUACACUGGGUAUGUUCCAAGGUUCACUCAUCAGUCUAUUCUGUCUCCCCUCAAGGCGGAAGCUGAUGUGGCUGAAGAUACUAUUGGUGACGACGACUAUGGAGAACCGACUACCGAAGAGUUCGAAGCUUACGCCAAAGAAAUGGAGGAAGAGGCUUUUUCCAAGGGAGAACGUGACUACUGGAGUGUUGCCUUGGAGAUUGCUGCCACCUAUGAUGAACAGAACAAUGCCGAAGGUUCCGCCGACAAGAAACCCGAAGGUUCGGCCAACAAGAAAGAAUCCAAGUAA